CGUGUUUCUUUUCCCCUGUUUCGAAGAAGCCCAGCACCAUCGGUAUUACCAUCUGCGCAGUCGGCUGUAUCCAGCAGAUGCUAAAUCUUGUAUCGGUCUCUAGUCCGUUCAUUCGACCAUGGCAUCGGAAGCUUUGUUCUCCGCAUCGCUUAUCUCCCCCGAGACCGUCUCCGCAUUCCCCGAUUCCUACAACAUCCGUCCUUUGCAACGUGAUGACUACAACAAAGGUUUCCUAGACUGCCUACGAGUACUCACACACGUUGGAGAUGUCACCGAAGCCCAGUUUCAAGAGCGCUUUGACUGGAUGGUCACGCAAGGCAAGGGCGUCCACUACAUCCUGGUCAUUGAGCACGAAAGCCGCAUCGUGGGGACGGGAGCUUUGGUAGUCGAGAGAAAGUUUAUUCAUGAUCUCGGCUCUGUUGCUCACGUCGAAGAGGUAUCCAUCUUGGAAGUCUUUCAGAGUAAGGGGCUUGGCUUGAGAUUGCUGAAUGCGCUUUCGUCAGUCGCGAAGAAUGUAGGCUGUUACAAGUCGACUCUGGGGUGCAGCGAGAAGAAUGAGCCGUUCUAUGUCAAGUGUGGGUAUGACGGAAGUGGACGGAUCAUGUCCGAGUAUUAUGAGGAGGCUAAGUCGGGUUAUGAAAGGGGUUGAGGCGAUUUCAGACUAUGCAUUGAGAGGGUAGUUGCCCGUAGCCUCUGCACUGUUUAGUUUCUGGUUUCCACGGUAAGGGGGGGCCUAUAAGCUUGCUAGUCCGGGGUCAAUUUAUCGGACUUAUUGCAAGCUAUAACAAAGCAUGAAUUGAUUUUGUCUCUAUUCUCCCAAAUUAGAACAAGUUAAGGUGGCCAUAGGGGCCUUAAGUACAGAAAAGUUUUAUUGAUGACAGCGG
Molecule: messenger RNA, 884 nt
Organism: Pseudomassariella vexata
Lineage: Eukaryota; Fungi; Ascomycota; Sordariomycetes; Amphisphaeriales; Pseudomassariaceae
Product: acyl-CoA N-acyltransferase
Exons: 2
Coding region: 119-649 (176 amino acids)
Biological process (GO): UDP-N-acetylglucosamine biosynthetic process
Cellular component (GO): Golgi apparatus; endoplasmic reticulum-Golgi intermediate compartment; endoplasmic reticulum
Molecular function (GO): monosaccharide binding; glucosamine 6-phosphate N-acetyltransferase activity
Source: RefSeq, a predicted model, not a curated record